This is a messenger RNA of Ziziphus jujuba (common jujube), 2125 nucleotides long. RefSeq names its product cysteine--tRNA ligase, chloroplastic/mitochondrial. The transcript has 9 exons. The record is from RefSeq and is a predicted model, not a curated record. The coding region runs from base 128 to 1834 and encodes 568 amino acids. Gene Ontology annotation, cellular component: cytoplasm. NCBI's taxonomy places the organism in Eukaryota, Viridiplantae, Streptophyta, Magnoliopsida, Rosales, Rhamnaceae. Gene Ontology annotation, molecular function: cysteine-tRNA ligase activity; ATP binding. Gene Ontology annotation, biological process: cysteinyl-tRNA aminoacylation.
CUCAACAUAGACUCGUCACUCGCUCUGGGCCGUCAAAACGAUUGAAAAGCGAGUCAACUCGUCCAGUUUUCGAUAAAAUGACAAGGCAUGGGAAAGAAGAGGGUGAGUGGUUAAGGAAGAACCGAAAAUGGGCACUUUGCUGAAGUGCUACAAACCCUUGUUCCUAAUCCAACUCUCCGCAUUUCCCAACUCAGCUCGGACGUUUCGACUCGGAACUCACCGUUUCUUCACCUUCCGCAAAGCCAAUAUCCGCUGCCUGAGUUCUCCGAGCUCUUCACAACCGUUGGUCAAAGAGAAAAUUCGCGGCAAACCUGAGAAUCCAUGGCCGUCGGAGCUUUGGCUGCACAACACAAUGAGCAGAAAGAAGGAGGCUUUCAAACCCAAAGUGGAAGGCAAAGUGGGUAUGUAUGUUUGCGGAGUCACUGCCUACGAUCUCAGUCACAUUGGCCAUGCUCGCGUCUAUGUCACUUUCGACGUUCUCUAUAGAUAUCUUAAACAUUUGGGGUACCAAGUUUGCUAUGUUCGCAAUUUCACCGAUGUCGAUGACAAAAUAAUUAAUAGAGCAAAUGAAUUGGGAGAGGAUCCGAUCAGUUUGAGUAGACGGUUUUGCGAAGAGUUCAAUCAAGAUAUGUCCUAUCUUCAAUGCCUGCCUCCUUCUGUGGAACCGCGAGUGUCGGAUCACAUGCCACAAAUAAAAGACAUGAUCAAGAAGAUUAUUGAUAAUGGGUAUGCCUACAUAGUUGAUGGGGAUGUAUACUUCACUGUAGACAAGUUUCCAGAAUAUGGGCGUCUAUCUGGGCGGAAGUUAGAAGAUAACCGAGCUGGUGAGCGAGUUGCUGUUGACUCAAGGAAGAAAAAUCCUGCCGAUUUUGCUUUAUGGAAGUCAGCAAAGGAGGGGGAACCCUUCUGGGACAGUCCAUGGGGUCCUGGAAGACCUGGUUGGCAUAUUGAAUGUAGUGCCAUGAGUGCAGCUUAUCUGGGUUACUCUUUUGAUAUACAUGGUGGAGGUAUGGACCUUGUGUUUCCUCACCAUGAAAAUGAAAUUGCUCAGAGCUGUGCUGCUUGCGAGCAGACUAAUAUAAGCUAUUGGAUACACAAUGGAUUUGUCACUAUUGACUCAGAGAAAAUGUCCAAAUCCCUUGGAAACUUCUUCACAAUUAGGCAGGUUAUAGACGUUUACCAUCCAUUGGCUUUGAGACUUUUCUUGUUGAGCACCCACUAUCGGUCACCAGUCAACUAUUCUGAUGUACAGCUUGAAAGUGCUUCAGACCGUAUUUUCUAUAUCUAUCAGACAUUACUUGAUUGUGAAGAUGUUCUAAGCCAACAUGAUGAGGCAACUCGGAAAGAUUCCAUCCCACCUGAUACCGUUGAUGGCAUCAAUAAGUUUCAUAACGUUGUUGUGGCAUCAAUGUCGGAUGAUCUUCGCACUCCCGAUGUUCUGGCUGCACUAUCUGAUCCAUUAAAAACAAUUAAUGAUCUUGUACAUACUCGUAAGGGAAAGAAACAAAAUUUACGAAUAGAAUCACUUGCAGCUUUGGAAAAGACAAUCAGGAAUGUGUUGAGUAUUUUAGGACUCAUGCCUGCAAGUUAUUCCGAGAUCCUACAUCAACUAAGAGAAAAAGCCUUGAAGCGUGCCAAAUUAACAGAAAAUCAAGUCUUGCAAAAAAUUGAGGAAAGGACAAUAGCAAGGAAGAAUAAAGAAUAUGAAAAAUCAGAUGCAAUCAGAAAAGAUUUAGCUGCUGUGGGAAUUACCCUUAUGGACAGCCCAGAUGGAACAACCUGGAGACCAGCUGUACCACUUGCACUUCAGGAGCAGCAGGUUACAGAAACUUAAAUGGCAUCUGAGAUCAAUAUUCUAACAACUCGUCAUUAUUACAAUACAUUACAGAUUAGGGUGACUUUGUGUUUUUUAUUAUUUGGCAACAUGUGGAGGAUGCCAUUAGGGAGAGUGGGUACAUGAUGUUGGAAUUAUAUCUUGACAUUUUCUCCGUUGAGCAUGAGGUCGAAGUUUUUGGCGACUUGUAAUUAGCGAUAUAAGUUUUGUUAAAGUGAAAUAGUUAUGUUAUCACCAUAAGAUGUAAAUGAUUUUUGCAUCAAAUUUGUAUCUACUGCAAUAUUUUGAUGC